Messenger RNA from Mesocestoides corti, 909 nucleotides. The record is from the annotation of a GenBank genome assembly. NCBI's taxonomy places the organism in Eukaryota, Metazoa, Platyhelminthes, Cestoda, Cyclophyllidea, Mesocestoididae.
AUGGAACUGGACCCAACUAAAACCACCACACUGAAAAUUCCCGUCCUCCCAGACAACGCCAAGUUGACACUGGACCACGUCAAAUGCAUCUUGCUGGAUGUCCUCAUCGACAAUCAUGCGGACGUUUUCAGAGCGGCCUCUGUGCUGACGGUACCGUUGUUCGGCGAUGAGUUCAGCAAAGUCGAGCCAUUUGAGUACGUUGUCACAGAGCCACCAGAAUUGCAGAAGCCUGGAGCCAGACUCAUGGCAGGCCUGCAAUGCAAUGAGUGCAUUGAGUUGAAUGACUUGUACUCUGAGUGGGGAGAUGAACGAGUGCAAGCUCGGAUCAUUGCAAAUGCCGCUUUGGUGGCUGUGCUCACGAGCCCACUUGCCGUAUCGGCGUCUUCAUCAAAAUUUCUCUCCUGGACUCUUCAGAACUGGCCAAUAUCACUGUUCGUCCAGUGCACAGCUUUUAGGCCUGUUGAUGGAGAGUUGCUGAAAUUGAUGUGGACGAAAAUAAGGCGAUUUUAUGUUCGGUGGGAACUUGGAAAGGAGAUUUUGCGAGUGAUUGCGCUAAGAUGCGCAUGUUAUUUCCACGGAGGUGAUCUCCACCCACACGACCCCGUCAAGGACGAGGCAUUUCGUCACAUGGGUAUUGGAGUGGCCUUUGCUCAGUUCAGCGCUUACAAAAUGUUGAUGGAUUACUUGAAGAAGAAGGGCAAAACGCUUUUGGACUUGCUCAAGUUGAUUCCUGCUAACUUUAUUGUCAAAUUCAAAGCAGCAGUUGAACAUCGACGCAGUGAUCUGGAGGCGUCGCCUUGCUGGUAUUAUUACUGCCACGCACUCAGUCCUGAUUUCUAUCAUGAAUACGCUGUCGAAGGAUAUCAAUGCUUCAGUAGAAGAUGUUGCCGGUGUUCAAAUGUGGGAUAA